UUACAGGCCUACGGGUCAGGUUAUUAAUGUAUUGCUGACUGUGCUGGGACUGCGCCUCGCGACUGUCCGUACAAAUGGCGCAGCAGCAGCAGCAGAUGAAGCGCGCGCUGCAGCAGUGCAUUGAUGCACAGAAAGACGAUCUGCACAGUUUAAGCCGGGACAUUUGGAGCAACCCCGAGCUCGCCGGAAACGAGACACAGGCGCACGACAGGUUGGUCCGCUUCUUCUCUCGGGACAAAACAUGGACGGUCGACAGUCACUACAAACUACCCACCGCAUUCCGGGCCGUCUGGGAUCCGGUUGGUGGCCUCGAGCGAGCACUGAAUGUGGGCUUCCUCUGCGAGUACGACGCGCUUCCGGGUAUCGGACACGCUUGCGGGCACAACUUGAUAGCGGAGGUGGGAGCUGCAGCCGCUCUGGGGCUGAAAUCUGCUUUAGAGAACCAGAGUGAACUCCUUCAACCAGUUAAGAUAACAGUAUUGGGAACUCCUGCGGAGGAGGCUAUAGGAGGAAAGAUUGACCUGAUCAAGGCAGGAGCGUUCACUGACAUGGACCUGGUCUUCAUGGCUCACCCCGCUCAGCAAGAUGCUCCAUUCCUGCCCGGUGUUGCUCUCGAUGAGGUGAUAGUGAAGUACUAUGGGAAAGCGUCUCAUGCUUCUGCGUACCCUUGGGAGGGAGUGAACGCCCUGGAUGCUGCUGUGCUGGCCUACAACAACCUCUCUGCUCUCAGACAGCAACUCAAACCAGAGUGGAGGCUUCACGGCAUCAUCAAACAUGGAGGGGAGAAGCCCAACAUUAUCCCUGCCUACACAGAGUUGGAGUAUUAUCUGCGCACGCCGCUGGUGAAGGAUCUUUUUGACCUGAAGGCCAAGGCUGAGGCUUGCUUCAGGGCAGCUGCUGUUGCCACCGGCUGCCAAGUGGAGAUAACCUACCCAUACAAUUCCUACUAUAACAUUCUGCCUAUUGCCACGCUAGCAAACCUGUAUAAAAAUAACGGAGAAGCUUUGGGGAUUCAGUUUCCAGAGCAGCCAAACAAUUUUUCUGGUUCUACAGACUUUGGCAACGUAUCAUACGUAGUCCCCGGUAUCCAUCCUUUCUUCUAUAUCUGCACCGAUGCGCUAAACCACACUGAGGAGUACGCUGUAGCAGCAGGAGCUGAAAAGGCCCAGUUGUACACCCUGAGGACUGCCAAAGCCCUGGCUAUGACAGCUGUGGAUGUAGUGUGCUCCCCCGAUCUGCUGCGGAAAGUGAGAGAGGACUUCAGCCAAGCCAAACGGAAACAGGGGAAACACCUGGAAGGCACGGACACAUCUUUGACGGCUCCAUAAAUACAAUAAUAUGAAUAACAGUUAUAGAAAAUAGUUGUUCAAGGUUGUGUUGGGCUUUAAGUCUAGGUCUACCUAUGUUGUAAACAUAUUAUCUAUAUUUCACGUCUGUCCGUCCUGGGAGAGGGAUCCCUCCUCUGUUGCUCUCCCUGAGGUUUUUCCC
This is a messenger RNA of Notothenia coriiceps (black rockcod), 1488 nucleotides long. Its product is annotated as peptidase M20 domain-containing protein 2. Lineage: Eukaryota; Metazoa; Chordata; Actinopteri; Perciformes; Nototheniidae. Gene Ontology annotation, molecular function: dipeptidase activity. Bases 75 to 1328 code for a protein of 417 amino acids. The transcript has 7 exons. The record is from RefSeq and is a predicted model, not a curated record.